This is a messenger RNA of Raphanus sativus (radish), 588 nucleotides long. Its product is annotated as putative caffeoyl-CoA O-methyltransferase At1g67980. NCBI's taxonomy places the organism in Eukaryota, Viridiplantae, Streptophyta, Magnoliopsida, Brassicales, Brassicaceae. The coding region runs from base 1 to 588 and encodes 195 amino acids. The record is from RefSeq and is a predicted model, not a curated record. The transcript has 5 exons. Gene Ontology annotation, molecular function: O-methyltransferase activity; S-adenosylmethionine-dependent methyltransferase activity.
AUGGCGAAUGAAAUACCUACCAAAGGGAUCCUCAAGACCGAAGCUCUGAAACAUUACAUCUUGGAAACGUCAGCGUAUCCAAGAGAGCAUGGGCUGCUUAAGGAACUUCGUAAAGCCACAGUCCAGAAAUAUGGCAAUUUAAGCGAGAUGGAAGUUCCGGUUGCUGAGGGCCUUCUUCUAUCGAUGCUUAUAAAGAUCGCCAAAAGAACACACUCGAGCUCGGUGUUUUCAUCGGCAGGUGUUGAUCACAAGAUCAAUUUCAUCCACUCCGAUGGUAUUAAGGCCUUAGACCAAUUGGUGAAAGACAAAAAGGAGUUUGAUUUCGCAUUUGCGGAUGCUGACAAGUCGAACUACGUCAACUUCCAUGAGAGGCUUCUGAAAUUGGUGAAGGUUGGAGGAAUCAUUGCGUUUGACAACACCUUGUGGUUUGGUUUCGUGGCUGAGGACGAACGGGGAGUUCCUGAGCAUAUGAGAGAAUAUAGAAAGGCUCUUAUAGAGUUCAAUAAGAAACUGGCUUUGGAUACACGAGUUGAGGUCUCUCAGAUUUCUAUUGGAGAUGGUUUCACGCUCUGUAGACGCCUUGUAUGA